CGGGCCGCCAGGGGGCGCCGCAUCCGGGGCGGAGAUGGCACCGCCAUGGCGGCCGCGUUCAAAACUGUGGAACCACUGGAAUAUUACAGGAGAUUUUUGAAAGAGAACUGUCGGCCUGAUGGAAGAGAGUUAGGUGAAUUUCGGACAACCACUGUCAACAUAGGUUCAAUUACAACUGCAGAUGGUUCUGCCCUGGUGAAGUUAGGAAAUACCACAGUGAUCUGUGGAGUAAAAGCGGAACUUGCUGCACCUGCAGUGGAUUCUGCUAAUAAGGGAUAUAUUGUUCCAAAUGUAGAGCUGCCAUCCCUCUGUGCAGAAAGGUUUCGCUCUGGACCACCCGGUGAAGAGGCUCAAGCAGCAAGCCAGUUCAUUGCAGAUGUGAUUGAAAAUUCACAGAUGAUAGUGAAAGAAGAUCUGUGUAUUGCCACUGGCAAGCUUGCUUGGGUGUUAUACUGUGAUAUCAUAUGUCUGGACUAUGAUGGAAACCUUCUGGAUGCCAGUGUCUUUGCUUUGUUGGCAGCAUUAAAAAAUGUGCAAUUGCCAUUGGUUACGAUAAAUGAAGAAACUGGUUUAUCAGAAGUUAAUUUAAAACAGAAGAAUCCUUUGAUUAUCAGAAAGCAUCCAGUUGCCACAUCAUUUGCUAUAUUCGAUGACACAUUACUCAUUGUCGAUCCAACUGCUGAAGAAGAAGAUUUAGCAACUGGAACAGUAACCAUUGUAACUGAUGAAGAAGGCAGACUCUGUUCUGUCCAUAAACCAGGUGGAAGUCCUCUUACAGGAGCCAAGCUUCAAGACUGUAUCACCAGGGCAAUUACAAGACACAAAGAAGUAAAGAAGCUGAUAGACAAAGUAAUAAAAAGUAUAACACCCAAGUGAACAAAAAGAGCUCUUUUCAAAAA
Messenger RNA from Prinia subflava (tawny-flanked prinia), 899 nucleotides. It is a transcript of the gene EXOSC8, whose product is annotated as exosome component 8. NCBI's taxonomy places the organism in Eukaryota, Metazoa, Chordata, Aves, Passeriformes, Cisticolidae. Gene Ontology annotation, cellular component: cytoplasmic exosome (RNase complex); nuclear exosome (RNase complex). Gene Ontology annotation, molecular function: mRNA 3'-UTR AU-rich region binding. The record is from RefSeq and is a predicted model, not a curated record. The transcript has 11 exons. Gene Ontology annotation, biological process: exonucleolytic trimming to generate mature 3'-end of 5.8S rRNA from tricistronic rRNA transcript (SSU-rRNA, 5.8S rRNA, LSU-rRNA); nuclear polyadenylation-dependent mRNA catabolic process; nuclear mRNA surveillance. Bases 46 to 876 code for a protein of 276 amino acids.